This is a messenger RNA of Adineta steineri, 963 nucleotides long. The record is from the annotation of a GenBank genome assembly. NCBI's taxonomy places the organism in Eukaryota, Metazoa, Rotifera, Eurotatoria, Adinetida, Adinetidae.
AUGACUGAUGCUCGAUAUAGCCACACAGCAUCUAUAUUAUCAAAUGGAAAAGUAUUAGUUACUGGUGGAUACAAUGGUGGUGUUUUAAAUAGUGCUGAAUUGUAUGAUCCAUCAAUAGGAACUUGGACAAUUACUGGUACCAUGAAUAAUAUACGAUAUGAUCACACAGCAUCUGUAUUAUCAAAUGGAAAAGUAUUAGUUACUGGUGGAUACAAUGGUGGUGUUUUAAAUAAUACUGAACUGUAUGAUCCAUCAACAGGUAUUUGGGCAACUACUGGUAACAUGAAUAAUGCACGACAAGAUCACACAGCAUCUGUAUUAUCAAAUGGAGAAGUAUUAGUUACUGGUGGAUGGAAUGGUGCUAGUACUUUGAAUAAUGCUGAACUGUACGAUCCAUCAACAGGUAUUUGGACAACUACUGGUAACAUGAAUAUUGUACGAUAUUCUCAUGCAGCAUCUGUAUUAUCAAAUGGGAAAGUGUUAGUUACUGGUGGAUACAAUGUUGGUGCUUUAAAUAGUGUUGAGCUGUAUGAUCCAUCAACAGGUAUUUGGACAACUACUAGUAACAUGAAUAAUGUGCGACGAUUGCAUACAGCAUCUGUGUUAUCAAAUGGAAAAGUGUUAGUUACUGGUGGAUACAAUAUUAGUGCUUUAAUUAGUGCUGAACUGUAUGAUCCAUCAUCAGGUAUUUGGACAGCUAUUGGUAACAUGAUUACUGCUCGAUUUUUGCACACAGCAUCUGUACUAUCAAAUGGAAAAGUAUUAGUUACUGGUGGAUCGAAUGGUUUUAGUGAUUUAUAUAGUGCUGAAUUGUAUGAUCCGUCAACAGGUACUUGGACAACAACUAGUAACAUGAAUGAUGCACGAUAUUUGCACACAGCAUCUGUGUUAUCAAAUGGAAAAGUAUUAGUUACAGGUGGAUCUGGUAAUACCGGUUAUUUAAAUAGUGCAGAAUUAUAUUAA